This is a messenger RNA of Pimephales promelas (fathead minnow), 3020 nucleotides long. The record is from RefSeq and is a predicted model, not a curated record. NCBI's taxonomy places the organism in Eukaryota, Metazoa, Chordata, Actinopteri, Cypriniformes, Leuciscidae.
UACAGUUAAAAUAGUGCAUUUACUAGCGCUUCUGUACAAGAUCAGAUUAUUUGGUCGUCAUUUCAAAUACUUCAUAUCAGUGCAUUUUGUUUUUUUUAUCAGGGGUUAAGAGCCGACACUGCAUGAGAGCUGUUUUGAUUCAACACUACAAGAAUGAUGUCUGGCCAGGGUGAUCAAUUGGAUGGAGGAUUGCAUUAACGUGGGGAAAAAAAUUGACUCUGGAUUUCAUUGUGACGCUUUUAAUGGAAGGAUACUGUUACAGAUUAACACAGAAGAAAUAAUGUGUUGCAGUCAGCAGAGGAACAUCAUUAUGUGGUUGAAGCCAAGAAAAUUAAACAAGAUACUUAAUAAGAGAAAAGACCGUCAAUAAAAGCUGGAACUGAAUUGAUCGUUUUUAUAUACAAAGUUUGCAUACCUUCUUCAAUGUUUUGAAUAUCAAACAGAUUCUGCUUUCUUUCUCCUCCACCAAUUUGAUUUCUGCCUGUUCCUUCACAUCUUAUAAAUAUUCCCACCAAGAGGACUAAUAAUCAUGCCAGAAAAUGUGAGCUCCAGAAUGGACACUCCCACCAACAUCUCCCUGGUGGGGUCUGGGGACGCUGUGUCCGAGUCCCUGGAGUAUAAGACUGUAUCUGUGUUCCUGGUGCUGCUGGUGUGUGGAGUUGGCAUAGUAGGAAACAUCAUGAUCGUGCUGGUGGUUCUUACCACACGCCACAUGCGUACACCCACCAACUGCUAUCUGGUGAGCCUGGCAGUGGCGGACCUGAUGGUUCUAGUGGCCGCGGGUCUGCCGAACAUCUCUGAGAGCCUGAUGGCCACCUGGGUGUACGGGCAUGCUGGGUGCCUGGGCAUCACCUACUUUCAGUACCUGGGCAUUAAUGCGUCCUCCUGUUCAAUCACAGCUUUCACUGUAGAGAGAUACAUCGCCAUAUGUCACCCAAUGAGGGCUCAUACGGUCUGUACGGUAUCUCGAGCCAAACGCAUCAUUGCCGGGGUGUGGGUUUUCACCUGUGUCUACUGUAUGCUCUGGCUCUUCCUGGUGGACAUCCAGGUGAACCCUGACGGUCGUGUUCAGUGUGGCUACCGCGUCUCUCGAGACCUCUAUCUGCCCAUUUACCUUAUCGACUUCGCCAUCUUCUACGUUAUCCCACUGCUUCUGGCCAUUGCUCUUUACGGUCUCAUCGCCCGAAUCCUUUACCUGAAUCCUCUGCCCCACCCACCAGACUCGGGCACCGUAACCGCCCCCACUCUCAGGAGGAGCUGCAAAGAACCGGUGGAUGCUGGAAAACCAGGUCGUCAGGGACGGCCAAAGAGUGCGCUUUCUUCUCGGAAACAGGUCACUAAGAUGCUGGCAGUGGUGGUUGUGCUCUUCGCCCUGCUGUGGAUGCCGUACAGGACCCUGGUUCUAAUUAACUCCUUUGUGAGCACACCAUACCUGGACGCCUGGUUCCUGCUCUUCUGCAGGACCUGCAUCUACGCCAACAGCGCGAUCAACCCUGUCGUUUACAACCUGAUGUCACAGAAGUUUCGAUCGGCCUUCCGCGGGCUGUACCGCUGCCGUAGGGAAGACGUGCACCAGCGGACACUCUCCAUGCUCCAGAGCGGACACAGCCUAGGAAGAGACCCUCGAAUUUGCAGCAACACCAACGGCACCAGAGACACACCUAAAAAAAUCAGUUCAGUCACUCCUGAGCUGAAACAACACAAAGGCAUGGAGAACAAGAAAAACAUGGACAAGCUAAUUAGCGAUGGUGUAAGAAAUGAGAUCGAUCCAAACAUCAACAAAAAUGCAGUUGAAAACUGCAAGAUAGAUGAAUUGAAAACCUCAGUAGUCAAGGAGAUGCCUACAGUGGAGAACGUGGACAUGAGCAAGAUUGAUGAUAAUGGGAAAAUAAUGAAGGGAAGCGCUAAUACUACUCAGGAUAUUAUCGCUGACAUGAACAACACAGAGCAGACACAGCUAGCCUGCGGUCAGGUCCAAUCCACUCUGGGGGAGGCUGAACAGAAUGACACUGAGCUAAAUCACAGCACUGUAUAGAAUAGAUCAAUCCACUAUAUUUCUAUAAACAGUUGUUGUUCAUUGAGCCUGGUUGUUCAUUUCAAAACAAGAUCUUGAAUUUGGGAUCUUUUUUUGGAUGUACUAACAGGCAUCAUCCUCUCUCUCAAGUGGAGGUGGCAAGACUGUAGCCACUCAAGUGAAACCAUUUGGCUGUCAGCACCAGCUUCACAUACCUCCUACUAGUGCUAUUGUUCCAACUAGAGUUACUUGAUAAAAAAAAAACAUCGACCUAUUAUUUUGAUCUCACAUUGCUGCUGCUUAGAAAUGUAGAUAAAAAAGGCUGGAAUCUGCUACAUGGCUUUUAGAUUUUAUGCAUUAAACACCAAUUUUGUAAAUGGUUACAGUGGAAAACCUGACCAUCAUACACUAGACAACUGAGGAUCACACACAGUUGUGCUUUCGUGAGAUCUGUGGAGUGUGGAGGUUCGAAUGUUAGAUGAGCUCGGUUGCCUCAGUAGAGCCGUGUCAUGGGUGAUAGCACUGCGCUAGGCUAACACUAGGCUACGCUACGCUAGCUGUGUUCUGCCACUGCGCUUUCAAGUUGUUCCGAACACAGAAGUCCUGCAGAAACAUGCUCAUCAUUGCUAGGAGACACAUAACAGAUGGAAACAAUAUGUUUCUUCUGAUAGACUGGAUAGAAUCAUAAUCUAAAGCAACAUACAUAAAUAAAUAAAAAGAAAUCUGAGCCUAAGUGAUUCUAUGUGAAAUCUGGGAAAUCAAACUGCCCAAAAUCUGCAGACUGGCUAUGAUAUUCAGCAAGCUUUAACUCUUCCAGAAUGCAAAUCUGGGCAAAAGUUGUGUAGUGUAUUCCAGCCUUGAACUGUUGCUCCUAGACAGCAAUGAGGUUACAGUGAAAGCAAGUUUUGAUGAAAGAGAUAGUCUACUCAAAAAUUGUAAUUAUUUAUUACCCUCAUGUUGUUCCAAACAUGUAUGACUUUCUUACUUCUGCGAAACACAAAAGAAG